Cladocopium goreaui is the source of this 2799-nucleotide messenger RNA. NCBI's taxonomy places the organism in Eukaryota, Dinophyceae, Suessiales, Symbiodiniaceae. The record is from the annotation of a GenBank genome assembly.
AUGUCGUCAGUGAUCGACUUUGUUUCAGAGAGUCUGAAGAGGAACCCAUUGCCUCGGCAAGCUCUUCGUGAGGAGCUUCCUACCGGCUGGAAGAAGAUCGAGUCACGAACCAAACCAGGCACCUAUUAUUAUGCUCAUCCAGCGACGAACCGUACGCAGGUUCAACCACCCAGUGGAACAAAGCAAGUGCCUGCAAAUGGUGCGGAUCAAAAGAGUGCUGACAAGGCCCAAGAGGACGAGGCCAGGAAAAGUGCACAACUAGCGGCUGAAAAGGAUCAGGAAAGGAAAAGGAAAUAUCAGGAGGUUGAGGAAGAAGCCGAAGCAGAGGAGGAACUGGUUGAGGAGGAGAAGAGACGAAUUAAAGCUGCCAAGAAGGCCAAAGAGCUGGAACAGAAAAGGAAGCAGGAAGAAGCUGCUCGGCUUGAGAAGGAGCGAAAGGAGCUGGAGGCGAAGCGGGAAAAGGAACGCCUACAAAGGGAGGCUGAGGAACGCAAGCGCCAGCAGGAGCUUGAAGCUUUGGCAGAGGAGCGGCGAAAAAAGGAGGCUGAGGUUCGGAAAAAGGAGCAAGAAGCCCAAAGGCGGAAGGCAAUGGUGUUCGAACAACACUCUAUUUUACAAAGGAAGCUGGCUGAGGACGCACGAAAGAAGCAGGAGCAGGAAGAGGAGGAGAAGAAAAAGAAAGCUGCUGAGGAGAAGGUUCAGGAAAAGGAGCAGCGAACUGAAGCAGAUGAAGCAGAAAGAAAGGCCAAGGCAGAAAAGCUAGAUGCCAAGAUCUGGAACCAGAAGAUUCCGGACAUGAUGGAACCCACUUCAAGCCCUUGCUUCGAAGUGUACAAAUCUGGAAAGCACCAACGUACUCACGCGCUCGGCGGUGACAAGUCCAGUUGGAUCAUAGGUCGUGGUCCGGCUGGAGUGGACAUUGCCAUUGGCAACCCACGCAUCUCCAGAAAACAUGCGGAGGUGACAAGCCAGGGCCCCCUGCUGUUCUUGAACGACCUUGGCUCGACAUAUGGCACUGCCAUGAACAAAGAAAAAUUGGAGGCAAAGUCCCCGGUGGAACUGGUCAAUGGUGCCAGGUUUCGAUUUGGUGGCUUGCCUGAGCUCUAUGUGUACAGGGAGCCUGUUGAGGAGGAAGAGGAGCCUUCAUCGCCACCUGUCGAAGCAGAGGUGACUGGCACUGCUCUUGCAGAAGAUGCGCCAGACUUGCCUCCGCCUGCACCGGUGGCGCCCGAACCUGUGGCCCCGCAGAUCGAUGCAGAGGCUGCAGCCGCGGCGGCUGCGAAGGCAGCGGAAGAAGCAGAGGCCGAAGACGAGGCGAGGAUCAAACGCAUCCAGCAGAAGCGCCAGGAGCGAAAAGCAGCCGAAGCAGCAGAAAAAGCAUUGGUUGCUGCUAAAAAAGAAGAAGAGCGAAAAAAGAAGCAGGUCCUAGUUGCUUGCGACGGUGUUGCAGAGAUGGAGACAUCAAUGGAGUCCUACUGGGGAGAUGCAGAGUGUCAGGGCUAUGUCCGUGCGGUGGUAGUGAAGAAGCACAGCGCGACAGAUGACUCGCAGCUGAGUUUGAAGGUCAACGAGAUCGUCAUAAUCUUGGAGCAGGAUGAAACUGGAUGGUGGGGUGGACACAAAGAAGGGAAGGAAGAAAAGACCGGUUGGUUUCCAGGAAGUUGUGUCCGCACCCUUUCACCAACUCCUGCUGGCCAGAGUGGGCAAGAUGGGAAGUUGGCAAACUCAGCCCUGGAGUCGGUGCCCAGUCCAGCAAGGCAAAGCUACAAGGCAACAUCCCCAGAACGAGGCACCAUGCCGGAAGCUCGUGAUCGAGGUCAUUCACACUCUGCGCAGAACUCCUACCAGGAGCUGUUGUCUGAGAAUGAGCGCCUCAAGAAGGAGAACCGGGACAAGGCUAUGUUGGAAGACAGAUUGCACAAGAUGCAGAGGAAAAGUGAUGAUGACCAGAAGACGCUGCAGAAGACAAUGGCACAAAUGAGCAAACUGGAGAGAGAACUCCGUGAUUCAGAUGCAGAGCUUCAGGCAGAGAGAAAGCAGAAAGCUGCAUUGCAAAAGGAGAACACCCGCUUGAAAGAAGAGAUGAUGCAGCUACAUCAGCAACAGAUGACUGCAGCUAAUGUUGGGACAGCUGCCCAAUCAAGUCAGAAGAAGAUGGAGACUGCACAGGAGGACAGAGCAAAGCACACCAAUGACAUGAGAGCUCCCGCCAGUAGCAAUGCUCCGAGCACCUUGGCCAGUGUCAGUAGUGCGGCUGAAGAAGGUGAAGCUCCACCAGUUGGUACUGUGAAGCAAAUCCGUGAAGCCUUUGAGCGCCGAAGCAUGACGCCACAGCGUCCUGAAAGAUCUGAAAGGGAACGACCAGAAAGGGAAUACCGAAGCCUUGGAAACAUUGGCAGCCAUCGUGACGCACCAUUGCCACCAUCUAUGGCUGGCCGCUUUGUGGGGCCAGUUGACCGCCGAGAUGGUGAUGUGGACUUUGGCCUGUCCCCAAUCAGGCGAUGGAGCCAUUUGGUGUGCCCUUGUGUUCUGCAGACAAACUGGAAAGAUGGUCAGUUGGCCUUAGUGAGGGAGCGCAACCUCAAGAAACGAGCAGCCAAAGAGGCAAAAGCUGCCAAAAAGGCCCAGGCAAGCCGCCCCAAGCCAGGGACGGAGCAAGCCGAGCUGCCUGGUGAUGCCACACCACCUGACGCCCCACUACCAGAGUCAUGUAUGGCAUCGCCUCCAGAAGAGGAGCCAGAUGACUUGCCCGAUGUGCACCUGGGGCGCAGCCAGGCCAGCAGUCGAGAAAUAAUGUAA